Moneuplotes crassus is the source of this 1058-nucleotide messenger RNA. The record is from the annotation of a GenBank genome assembly. NCBI's taxonomy places the organism in Eukaryota, Ciliophora, Spirotrichea, Euplotida, Euplotidae.
CAAAAAUGGAAGAAAGACUCAAGCAUGAUAAAUUGCUCAGGAUCUUCCUGAAGUUCCCUGCUGUCAUGAACAUCGCCUUACUGACUGGGAUGACCGUUGCAUUCCAUGUCUUUGUAGUUAGUAACUACUAUACCCAGUAUUCCAAGAGAUUGGCAAUUGUCCUUUCAUGAAUGCAGAUCUUUAUUUAUACAAUGUGAAUGUGGUCAUUGAUCACAAUUUUUUGCAAUGAUCCUGGCUUCGUACCAAAAAAUCUUAAGGACUUAAGACCAGAACUUUAUCAAAGAGUUAAAGCUGAAUCAAAUCAAGAAAUGGGAGGUUUACACCAGAUGAAUGAAAUGACCGCUUCAAAGAGAACCAAGACUGCUGAUUUAGAGUCUCAAGAUAACAGCGCAGAUCUGGAAUCUCAAGACCUUAUUAAGACAGAUGGAAGUGAUGAAAGUACAGAGGCUCAGGAUAAAUCAAAGAAGAGUAAGAAGAACAGAAAGAGAGUCUCAACGAAGGAAAGGAUGACUAGGUUCAAUUAUUGCCAUGAUUGAGAUAACAUUCAGCCACCUAGAGCUCAACAUUGACAUCUCUGAACUAGAUGAAUUUUGAGACACGAUCAUCACUGUCCUUGGGUUGGGAACUGUGUUGGAUACAAUACGUAUAAAAACUUCUUUCUUUUCCUGUUCUACACCUCAUUUGGUGCUCUCCUAGGUGCAAUUUGUUAUAUUUCUGGUUGGUACAAUGGAUUCUUUGGAAGAUUCCCAAAAGACAAGUUCACUAUUGCCACUGCUAUCCCUACAGCUCUGAGUACAAUGACUUUCUUCAGCUUAAGUAUGAUGACCUUCUUCAUCGGAUUCUGCAUUGCGAGGAACCUUAUUAUCAGUGAAAUGUCGUACAUAAAAGGCUUUUUAUCACCUCAUAAUUACUCGAAGUCCACUCUGGAGAACAUCAAGGAAGUGAUGGGUGACAACCCUCUCACUUGGUUUGUCCCUCAGUUCAGAAUACCUAGAAAUUGCAAUGGCAUUGACUACACAGCCAAUGUUUUGGAUUAAAAAUCAACAAAUUACACAAUA